Molecule: messenger RNA, 4243 nt
Organism: Ananas comosus (pineapple)
Lineage: Eukaryota; Viridiplantae; Streptophyta; Magnoliopsida; Poales; Bromeliaceae
Product: disease resistance protein RGA2-like
Exons: 2
Coding region: 124-3654 (1176 amino acids)
Biological process (GO): defense response to other organism
Molecular function (GO): ADP binding
Source: RefSeq, a predicted model, not a curated record
GAUUGCGCGUUUAGGGCCACCAAAAAGCAUAGUCAUAUUCUCUCUCUCUCUCUCUCUCUCUCGCUCUCUCUCUUUCUUUCUUUCUCCGGGGUGUCUGUCGCGAGGAAGGGGUGCUAGGCAUCGAUGGGGUGGCUUCUGUCGUUCGCAAAGGAAGUGGUCCAGUCAGCCGUGGCGUCCGUCGCUGCGGACGAGCUGGUUAGACUGCUUCCUUCUGUAGACCAUGAUCUCGAGGUGCUGCGGACAACCCUGCUCACGACCCGCCUCCGCGUCGACAAGGCCGAGCUGUGGCGCUUCAAGAACCCCCACUUCGACCAGCUGCUGAUGCAACUGAAGGCCGCCUUCUACGACGCCGAGGACCUCAUCGCCGAGUUCGACUACGUCGAGCUGCAGCAGAAGAUCGAGGGCGGCCAGGCAAGUCAGCUCCUCUCUUCUUCUCUCGACUUGGUGAAGAAUUUAAUUUCCCGCCCUCCGGACAAAGUUCAGCGGUACCAGCGCAGGCUAGAUGAUGCUGUCGCCGCGGUCGAGAAAGCGAUCGUAGAUUUAAAUUUUUGUGAUGAGCCGAAGCUGUCUGGCAUGCUGCGGCGGCGGCAGACGGGCUCGUCCGUCACCGAACCAGAAGUUUUCGGCCGUGACGAGGAGCGUGAGAGGGUGAUUGCACUGCUGCUGCCGUUUGGCGAUGAAUCCAGGAAAAGUAACGAUGAGAAUUACAGUGACGGUGAAUCUGUUUCUACCAAAAGAACAAAGCGGGAGAAUGUGUCCGUCCUACCGAUAGUCGGGAUGGGAGGGGUGGGGAAAACUACUCUGGCUCAGCUCGUCUAUAACGAUCCGAGAAUCCAAAACUACUUUGAGAUGAGAAUCUGGGUUUGUGUCUCCAACUUCUUCGACGUCAAAAGGCUAACUAAGGAGGUAGUAAAUAAUGCUAAAAUGAGGUACCAAACAAACGGCAAGAAUUUAAGUUCCCUUCAAGUGCUUCUCACUAAGAUGGCGACGUCGAAGAGGUUUCUUCUCGUCCUUGACGAUGUGUGGAAUGAGGACAAAAUGGAAUGGCAAAAGUUCUAUGCACCGAUUAGGAAUGGGCAGCGGGGAAGUAUGAUCUUGACGACCACGCGGUCGUUGAAGGUCGCCGAUGUAAUGGGCACAGCAGAUUCUGUCUUUCUAGAGGGCUUACCAGAUGAUUCUUUUUGGGAAUUCUUCAAGGUAUGUGCAUUUGGUUAUGAGAAGGAAAGCGUCAAUCAAGAGCUCGAGAGCAUUGGUAAGAAGAUUGCUACCAAGUUGAAGGGAUCCCUGUUAGCGGCGAAAACAGUAGGAGGCCUAUUGAGUGAGAAAAUGGAAGCCAAGCACUGGAGGACUAUCAUGAAUAGUGAAAUGUGGAAACUACGACAUGGUGAAAAUGGCAUCCUUCCCGCCCUGCAAUUGAGCUAUCAAUACCUGCCGCCACAUCUUAAGCGGUGUUUCUCAAUUUGCUCCUUCUUUCCCAAAGAUUACGAAUUCUACGAAGAUUCUCUAGUUGAGUUCUGGGUGGCACAAGGCUUUAUCAUGCCGGAAGAUGACAUGCUAUUGAAAGACGUAGGGACCAGGUACUUGCAUGAGUUGACAAGCCGAUCCUUCUUUCAACAAGUUCACCAGCGUAGAAAAUGCUAUUUGAUCCAUGAUUUAAUGCAUGACUUGGCCCUCUCUGUUUCAGCGCAUGAAGUUCUAAUGUUACAAAAUGACAAAAAUGAACAAAGGACUAGCCCUUCUAUUGUUCGCCACUUGGCAAUAUGUGCCUCAAAUCUGGAGUUGAGUACUUUAAAUGACUUAGGUAGGUAUGAUAGGUUGCGAUCGAUUCUAAGAGAAAGCUUUCCUCAAUUUGGGAACAGCGGCUAUUUACAAGUUAUUUUGCCUUCUACGAUUAAAACCUGGUUUAGUCAGCUCAGAUAUAUCCGCUUACUAGACAUAAGCCAUUGUGCUAUUCAAGAACUGCCCGAGAACAUUGACAACUUAAAACUUCUCCAAUACCUUGACAUCUCAAAUACUCAUAUUAAAAGGUUACCUGAGUCAUUCUGUCGCCUGUAUAAUCUACGAGUUUUGAAUCUACUUAGGUGUCCACUUCAGAGCUUUCCUAAAGGCUUUACGAAGCUGAUUAACUUAUGGAAACUUCAUAUGAAAGAUAGCUUGUUUUCCGAGGUACCUGAGAUCGGGAAGCUAACUGCUCUUCAAGUGUUGCCAGCUUUUGAAGUUCGACAGGACAAAGGACAUAGGAUUACAGAACUAAAGGAUUUGACUCAACUUCAGAGAACGUUGUGUAUUACGCAUCUUGAAAACGUUGAGAGCCAGGAAGAAGCGCGUCAAGCCAAGCUAUGUGACAAAGAAUACCUAGAUAAGUUGGUUCUGGAGUGGUCUCCUAGCAGAAGUACAAGUUCAGCACGCAAUGACUUCUCCCUUCAUGAAGAGGUGCUUGAAGGCCUCCAGCCGCAUCCAAACCUGAAGAAAUUGGAUAUUGUAUCCUAUUGUGGUGAAAAAUAUCCAAGUUGGUUGCAGAUACAAGUAUUACCUCUCCUAAGCUCACUCCAAAUUAAAUAUUGCCCCGAUAUUAAGGAUGUAUUCAGGCUCCCUCACUCCCUUAAAUCAUUGGUACUUGCUGAUGUGGGUUUGGAGGCACUUCCAAAAUUGUUGGAUGAAGAUUCAGCUGUAGAAGGCACAAGCAGGAAAAGCAUCAAGAGCUCAUCCCUCUCUGACUUGCAAAUUGUAAACUUGUCUAAGCUAACAAGUCUUCAAGAGUGGUUGUUGCCGCUCCACCUACCGGCCCUCAAAUCAAUUAAUAUAGUCAAUUGUAACGAGCUAAAGUCGCUGCCGAUCGACAGAUUUAAAGAAUUCUCCUCUCUUGAGGUGUUAGACAUACAAAAUUGCCCCAAUCUCACCAGCGAAAGGAAAUUGGUCUUGCCAUCAUCCAUGUUGUCACUUAAAAUAGAUUCGUGCGGUGAUCUAGACAAUUCACUUCCCAGUUGCCUACAAAAUCUGACCUCUCUCGCUUCCUUGCACCUAUGCAAUUGCGAGCAAAUAGAAUGCCUGCCAGGAAAUGUGUUCCGUAACUUGACAGCUCUUAAGUUAUUAAAGAUAGAGAACUGUCCAAAGCUAAGGUCUUUAGGCGGAUCAGAGGCACUUACAUCACUCAAAAUUGUGAACAUUUCAGACUGCCCUGGGCUUAUGGAAUCCGAGCCAUUGAUGUCUGUUGAAAAAGUGAGGAAGGAAGAUACAUCAGCGCUGAAGUUGGUCAUCGACAACACUGCACUUCUCCGACUUUCAUUUUUCAAAACUUUGUUGGCCUCCACCAUGUCUCUUGAAAUUCUGGGAUCCCCCGAAACUCUGAUGUUUGUUGGAGGGGACGAUGAAUGGGUGCAAAUCCUCAAACCGCUUCAAUCUCUAUCGUUUGACUGCUGUUCUUAUCUCAAAUCACUGCCAGCUUGGUUGCACGGCUUGACUUCCUUGCAAGAGUUGAUAAUAAAUGAUUGCCCUGAGAUCGACUUGCUGCCAAGCCUGCCUACCACCCUGGAAUACUUAUAUUUUUCCAACUGCAAUUCAGUGUUGACAGAGCAGCUGAAAAUGCACGAAGCAGUGAUACAGCAGCGUCGAUCUCAUAGAUUUGCGGCAGGUCCUUCCAACACCGUCAUUUAGGUAUGUAAAUCCUUUUGUUCCUUGCCGCUCAAGUCGACAUAUCGUAGAUGAUUCUUAAUCUGAUUAAUUUUAGUAUUUUAAUCGAUAACUGAUGGAAUCAUCUGAAAUCAUGACAACCAAUCUUAUAGAUUUUAAUUAUUUCUGCUGCUUCUUUCUGUUACAGCAAAUGAAAGGGAUGUAAUGAUAUAUAUUUUGUAUAUUUCGUAUUCAUUCUGUUUAAUUUACUGCUUUAUUUUGUAAAACGGAAAUGUUUUCGAACUGCGAAGAGCAUGGAGGAGGUUGUAAGUUCCAUUUGAUUUACCUCAUUGGCUCAAACUUUAUCCCUUUUUUUAAUCCUUAACUCACAUUUUCUUAAUCCAAAUUCACAGGUGUGAGAGUAUUUUAAUUCUCAUUUUUUACUUGGUGUUGCAGAAGCAUGUUGUUCUGGUUGUAGGCUCGAUGCAGUUAAACUAUUAAACACGGUUGUUGUUUUUGUUGUUGUUUAAUCAACCUUGGUUGGAUUUAUUGACCACCACUUUUGCUAUUUUGGAUGUGGUUAUAUUUUCUGAGAUGCUCAUAAAGAUAUUGAAAUAGAUAUGUGUUAAAUAUA